This is a messenger RNA of Caenorhabditis briggsae, 705 nucleotides long. NCBI's taxonomy places the organism in Eukaryota, Metazoa, Nematoda, Chromadorea, Rhabditida, Rhabditidae. The transcript is spliced from 3 exons. The record is from RefSeq and is a predicted model, not a curated record. Gene Ontology annotation, molecular function: UDP-glycosyltransferase activity. The coding region runs from base 1 to 705 and encodes 234 amino acids.
AUGACUCCUAACAAUAUUUUUUCACUUCUUGUACUUGUCGCUUUCACGGACUCUUUAAAAAUUCUAGUAUAUUCUCCAGCAUUUGCUGGUAGCCACACGAAUUUUAUGGCUAGAAUUGCGGACACUUUAACUGAAUCUGGGCAUAAUGUCACAUUUUUUGUACCGAUUUUCGAUGAUAAUAGGAGUAACCAAUUGGGAGUGAAGCUUACGAAAAAUGUAAUUAAGAUGGAGCGAAGCGAAGAGAUGAAACUAGACCCUGUCACAAUGGACAAUGUGACUUCAUCCUUCUGGAAUAUCAAUGUUAAUUCCAAAGAGGGUCAUUCUCUUUUUGAUCCAGUUCACAAGCUAACUGUGCAAAGUUGUCGAAGCUUGUUUAGCAAUUCUGAACUUCUGGCGACUCUGAGAUCUCAUGAAUACGAUGUUGGGAUAUCCGAACCAAUGAUGACAUGCAGUUUGGCACUUUUUCGACAUCUUGGAAUUCAAAAAACGAUUCUAGCCAGUUCCUGUCCAAAUUUUGAUGUUGUGAUGGCAGCGAUGGGUGAACCAGCUGAAACAAGUUAUGUGCCUGUAUCGGGAGACAUUGAAAUCAGUUCUUGGAGGAAAACGAAAAAGUGUGAUUUCUGUGCAACCCAGAUUGAGCAGUUUUGUGUCUACUCCGGCAAUGUGUGUACCAUGAUAAUACUUGAUCAUAUUAUCCGUGAAUAA